AUGUUUAGAAACACAUUAUUGAAAUUUUCAAGAAAUUCUAGGUUUAUUAGACAGCCACUCGUGCCUUCAACUAUCAUAAGUAGGCCACAACUCGUUCGUUUUUAUGCCGGUUUCCCAGCAUUGACUAGAGAUAUAGCCAAGGAAAGGAUUUUAGAAUUAUUAGAAGGCUACGACAAAAUAGGUGACUCGAAGGAAAUUACAGAAAAAUCAUCUUACAGUCAGGAUUUAGGCUUGGAUUCUUUGGAUGUUGUUGAAAUAGUUAUGGAAGUCGAACACGAAUUUAACAUACAGAUACCUGAUCAAGAAGCAGACAAUUUGAAAACUGUCGGCCAGACAAUCGAUUAUAUUCUUGCUCAGGAUGAUGCGUGCUAG
This is a messenger RNA of Priceomyces carsonii, 372 nucleotides long. RefSeq names its product Acp1p (gene ACP1). Gene Ontology annotation, biological process: fatty acid biosynthetic process. The transcript has a single exon. Gene Ontology annotation, molecular function: acyl carrier activity; acyl binding. Gene Ontology annotation, cellular component: mitochondrion. The record is from RefSeq and is a predicted model, not a curated record. NCBI's taxonomy places the organism in Eukaryota, Fungi, Ascomycota, Pichiomycetes, Serinales, Debaryomycetaceae. The coding region runs from base 1 to 372 and encodes 123 amino acids.